This is a messenger RNA of Gastrolobium bilobum, 1533 nucleotides long. RefSeq names its product G-type lectin S-receptor-like serine/threonine-protein kinase At2g19130. Lineage: Eukaryota; Viridiplantae; Streptophyta; Magnoliopsida; Fabales; Fabaceae. Gene Ontology annotation, biological process: protein phosphorylation. The record is from RefSeq and is a predicted model, not a curated record. Bases 1 to 1533 code for a protein of 510 amino acids. Gene Ontology annotation, molecular function: ATP binding; protein kinase activity. The transcript has a single exon.
AUGUUAAAGAAUGGUUCCGAGUCUAAAUUCUGCAACUGGGCAGAAACGAUUUAUGAUAAUGUUGACCUUAAAGGCGAACUUGCAUACGCAUGCUUUUCAAAUGACUACUCAGACAAUUAUGUUGCGAUGACAUAUAACCCAUACUAUCCACCAUAUGACUCAUACCCCGCAUCCUGUUUGGCUAGAUAUGUGCUGGAUGUAUCUGGACAGCUCAAACUAUUUGUAUGGUGGAGUUAUUUGGAAACAUGGCAAGCCAUUAAUACGCAAGAACAAACAUGUGAGUCUCAUAGCGGAAAGAAGAAUGCUACUUGGAUUGUUAGCCCCAGUGGAAAUAAGGACGAUAAGAAAAUAAAGGCCAAGGAAAGUGGGAAGAAGAAAGCUACUCGGAUUAUUAUAGUAACAUCAGCGUGGCUUGCUCUUCUGUUUGUUGGCAUUACUGUUCUGCUGAGAAUUGCAAAGAGGAAAGACUCCAGCCCUUCAUUUAAGACAACAGAAGGAGAUACAUUGACACAAUACAAGCUCAGGGAUCUGCGAAGGGCAACUAAAAACUUCACACAGAAAAUUGGAAAGGGUGGUUUUAGCACUGUUUACAAAGGUGAAUUCCCCGAUUCAACUUUUAUAGCAGUCAAGAAACUUCAAGAUCAAUUACGAGAAGAAAAACAACUUAGAGCUGAACUGAACACACUGGGAUUGAUCCAACACAAAUUUCUUGUUCGCCUACUUGGCUUUUGUUUAGAAGAUUCAAAAAGAUUCAUAAUCUAUGAUUACAUGCCAAAUGGUUCUUUAGAAUCUCAUCUGUUCCAAAAGGGUUCUAAUAUAUUAGAUUGGGAAACAAGAUACAGGAUUGCUGUUGGUACUGCAAAAGGUUUAGCUUACAUACACGAAGAAUGUAGAGACUGCAUCAUACAUUGUGACAUCAAGCCAGAGAACAUUUUGUUAGAUGCUGAGUAUAAUCCACAAGUAGCUGAUUUUGGCCUGGCAAAACUUCCUGGCCGGAACUUCAGCCGGGUUCUGACUACUAUGAGAGGAACCAGAGGCUAUCUUGCUCCAGAAUGGUUUUCUGGUGGAGCUGUCACUGCAAAAGUUGAUGUAUACAGCUAUGGGCAGGUUCUUUUUGAGAUCAUUUCAGGUAGAAGGAACAUGGAUCUAUUAAAUGAUGAGCUAAACAGCUAUUUUCCAGCAAUGAUUUUGAAUGCAUUGAACAAUGGGGUGGAUCUUCUGCCUUUGGUAGAUUCCAAAUUAGAAGGUGAACUCAAUAUGGAAGAGCUAUGUAGAGCAUGCAAGGUUGCUUGUUGGUGCAUUCAAGAUGAUGAGAAAGACAGGCCAAACAUGACACAAGUGGUCCAAAUUUUGGAAGGACUUGUUGACGUAGGUAUACCUCCGAUUCCAUGGUUUUUCCAGUCCAUUGCAGAGGCAUCCAUAAAUGAAAGUGACAUAAAGGGAAGCGAGGCAUAUAGUACUUCGAGUACCCUACCUACAAGUUUUACUUUUCAACCUCCAGUAAGUAUUUUUAGAGCUGAUUUAAACUGUUGA